Talaromyces stipitatus ATCC 10500 is the source of this 573-nucleotide messenger RNA. RefSeq lists its product as uncharacterized. The record is from RefSeq and is a predicted model, not a curated record. NCBI's taxonomy places the organism in Eukaryota, Fungi, Ascomycota, Eurotiomycetes, Eurotiales, Trichocomaceae. The coding region runs from base 103 to 573 and encodes 156 amino acids. The transcript has 2 exons.
GACGACGGCUAGGGCAGCCCGUCUCUUCGUCUACACGUUCUAGUACUUCCUCGACCGGUAGUUUAGCCUUAUGAGAAUCUGAUUUUCGCGAGGUGCAUUGACAUGCAGAGAUUAGUCGAUUUCCUGCUCAGCAGGCAGCUGCCGCCUCGCCCAGCCCCAACACCAGUCACCAUCACAGGCAUCAGAUUCCCAGCCGACGGUUCCAAGGCACAACUCGUAUCUCUCACAACGACAACUGACGAUGUACGCGAUGGUCUUGACGGAUCUUGGGGCCACGUGCCUGACCUGCGAGAGUUCUGGAAAACUGCACGGGCGUGGCAGUGGCGAGAUAUUGAGACCUUCAGGCUCGAGAACCAACCGAUCAGCAACUGCAACGGGUUUUACGUGUUAUUUUAUUCGUUUGAUCUUGAGUCGUUACCCGAAAAUAGAAACUUUCCCAAGGCAAUCUUUGGCAGGGAGCGCGCGUUUGCUGGGGACGCCUUUGUUGUUAAACUGAAAGGCAACGAGAUUGGUCAUGAUAUGGGCGACGAUGGAUGGGCCGCAUGGGAUAAUUUCUGGCAAUAUGAUCUUUGA